UUAAUCAGUCGUUAACGAACUUUUAAAACGUUAAUAUGUUAUAUUUUUUCUAUUUUGUGUUACUUUUAAUUUACAAUGAAACAAAAGGUCAUAAUCAAAGACCUAUUGGAUUACAAGAAGUAUUCAAAUGGAAACAAAUAGAAUACGAUUUCGAUGGAGUUUUAUACAAUUCUAGCACAGAUGAUAUAUCAGCGAAAAAACAAGAGAACGUCACUGACGCUGACAAAUUUUUCAUACAGUAUAAUAACGUUCCUAUCGGUAUGGAAGUUUAUGGAGAUAGGGUGUUUAUUACAAUACCGAGAAGACGACAUGGUAUUCCAUCAACUUUAAACUAUGUUAAAAAAUCAUGUGACGACUCACCUGCUCUUAAACCAUAUCCUGAUACGAAGAGUAGGAGUAAAUUUAUCUCUGUAUAUCGACCAAGAGUCGAUGUAUGUGGUAGGCUAUGGAUGGUUGAUACUGGUCAUUUGGAAGUACCUGGUGAAAGGAAACAAAUUCAGCCACCGGCUAUUGUUGUAUACGAUUUAAGGACAGACAAACAAUUAUUUAGAUAUGAAUUGAAAUCAACUGAUUUAGUCAACGAAAGGUCAUCUGCAGGUCUAACGUCAAUUACAAUCGAAGUAGACAAGAAGUCAUGUAAUAAUGCGUACGCUUAUAUAAAUGAUUUGGCCACCGAAGGUAUGAUUGUGUUUUCUCUCAAGGAUAUGGACAGUUGGAGACUUGAUCAUAGGAGUUUUGUCCAUGAUGAAAGAGCUAUGAAUUUCACAGCUGCAGGGUACGUGAUUAAUUGGAAAGAUGGCUUGUUCAGUAUUACGUUGACAGAUCCUGAUGUCAACGGCAAAAGGAAAGCAUUUUACCAUCCUCUCGUGUCCACACAAGAAUUUGCUAUCAAUACUGAAUUAUUAAAAGAUAAAACGAAAUUUCUAGGACAUAAUACUUAUAUUGGUGAACGUGGUAAUAACACUCAAAGUGGUUCUCACGACUACCACGUCCCUUCUAGAACAAUCUUUUACGCUAAUGUCGCACAAGACGCCAUCUUGUGUUGGAAUAUAGAUACGGAAAUGACACCAGAUAAUGUUGCUAUAGUCGCUCAGGACCACAAAAAACUUGCCUAUAUUUCUGAUUUGAAAGUAAUCGGCGAUGAAAUAUAUGUACUAGUAAAUCAAAUACCUAAGUUUAUUUACUCAAGAUUUGAUACUGAAGAAUAUAAUUAUUUAAUCCAUAGAUAUCGAGUUUUUGAUUUGAUACUUGGCACAGUAUGUGAUAGAGCAGCGCCUUGAAUAUGUUUUUUAAAUAAAAAAUUGUUAUUUGUUC
This is a messenger RNA of Papilio xuthus (Asian swallowtail), 1314 nucleotides long. The record is from RefSeq and is a predicted model, not a curated record. NCBI's taxonomy places the organism in Eukaryota, Metazoa, Arthropoda, Insecta, Lepidoptera, Papilionidae.